Messenger RNA from Pseudogymnoascus destructans, 492 nucleotides. RefSeq lists its product as uncharacterized. The coding region runs from base 76 to 492 and encodes 138 amino acids. The record is from RefSeq and is a predicted model, not a curated record. NCBI's taxonomy places the organism in Eukaryota, Fungi, Ascomycota, Leotiomycetes, Thelebolales, Thelebolaceae. The transcript has 2 exons.
ACUCAAAAUACACACGCGCGGCGGCAACAGUCGCUGCGCCUCGUUUUGGGUUUGAAAGGUGUGUCGUGAAACUAUAUGCAGCGUUCAAGGGCCAGUGUGGAUGUGAGGCUCAGCCGCGAGCACGGUUGGGUUGGGGUGAUACCGGAUUGUAUUCUUGUUGUAUGUAUGUGGGUGCGACGGUGGCGGCCGGGGGCUACGGGAAUGAGAGUGUCGCGCACGAUCGACGCACGCGCAGCGUCGAUCGCUGAGGGUGGGAGGAGGGAGGUCUCGGUGGCACAUCUGGCGGCCGGGCGGAGCACGGCGGUAAAGAGAGAGUCAGCAUUACGACUACUACAACAGCUAUUCAUCACUGCUACGUUUGACAGAGAUGCGUCCGCCUUUGCGCUGUGGCACCUGUACUCCAACAUCCUCGAGGUCCGGUCCGCGCCACUCCGCAACCCAGUUGGCUGGUCCCCCCGCAACCUGUCGGCCGACAGCUCUCGUACAACAUGA